AUGAUUACCUUAUGUCUUCUUGGUAUCCCAAUUCGAGAAAGCAUCAGAAGAACGUUCACUGCACUGGUUCCAUCGGGUGCUUCCGUUGGAGACUAUGAAGCUCAUGAACUGCGAGACGAGGAUAAGCAACAAUAUGGAGGCAACAGUGUGCACAAAGCGGUAAAUAAUGUGGAGAAGGUCAUCGGACCGGCUUUGAUAAAGCAGCAGUUCAAUGUUGGAGAGGACCUAGAGAAAAUAGACGAUUUUAUGAUCGUGCUGGAUGGCACCAAGAGCAAGAGCAAGCUGGGAGCCAAUGCAAUCCUGGGGAAAAUUCCGUUAUAUGAAUUUCUCAGGAAUAGGGCAAAAACCGCCGGCCCGUACGUCCUGCCAACUCCCUUCUUCAACGUCCUUAAUGGUGGUAAACACUCUGGCAAUUCCAUGGCAUUCCAAGAGUUUAUGCUCGCCCCGGUCGGAGCCAACUCUAUAACCGAUGCAGUCCGAGUAGGCAGCGAGGUUUAUCAAGCUUUGAAAGACGUGAUCACAAAGAAGUUCGGAUCAUCCGCCGCAAGCGAAUUUUAUAAAUCCGGCAAAUAUGACUUGGGGUUCAAAACUGAGGAGCCUGAGCCACUAUCGUCUGAAAGUCUCCAGGAGUUGUAUCGUUCACUGUUAGACAAGUACCCCAUCAUUCUGCUCGAGGAUCCUUUUGCCGAAGAUGAUUGGGAAUCGUGGCGAUCCUUUAAUAGAGACUGCCCUGUCGAACUCGUUGGAGAUGACCUCCUAGCAACAAACGUCGAGCGUAUUGAGUUGGCCCGCGACCGAGAGGCGUGUAACUCGCUUCUGUUGAAAAUCAACCAAAUCGGCACGAUUACUGAGUCCAUCAUCGCAGCCCAAAAAGCAUAUAGCUAUGGCUGGCGUGUUUUCGUUUCACAUAGGUCAGGCGAGACAACAGACGAUUUCAUUGCCGACCUAGUGGUUGCUCUAUCAACCGGGCAUAUUAAAUCCGGAAGCCCUUGCAGGGGAGAGCGCGUUGCCAAAUACAACCGUCUCAUGGAUAUCGAGGAUGAAUUGGCUCGUUCUCAGCAGCAGCACACGUAUGCCGGGGCGGGACAAGGCUCAAUAUAG
Uncinocarpus reesii 1704 is the source of this 1101-nucleotide messenger RNA. Its product is annotated as enolase 2. The coding region runs from base 1 to 1101 and encodes 366 amino acids. Gene Ontology annotation, biological process: glycolytic process. The transcript is spliced from 5 exons. Lineage: Eukaryota; Fungi; Ascomycota; Eurotiomycetes; Onygenales; Onygenaceae. Gene Ontology annotation, molecular function: phosphopyruvate hydratase activity; magnesium ion binding. The record is from RefSeq and is a predicted model, not a curated record. Gene Ontology annotation, cellular component: phosphopyruvate hydratase complex.